Molecule: messenger RNA, 1644 nt
Organism: Capronia coronata CBS 617.96
Lineage: Eukaryota; Fungi; Ascomycota; Eurotiomycetes; Chaetothyriales; Herpotrichiellaceae
Exons: 2
Coding region: 1-1644 (547 amino acids)
Biological process (GO): transmembrane transport
Molecular function (GO): transmembrane transporter activity
Source: RefSeq, a predicted model, not a curated record
AUGAAACGGUCCGACGAUGCAGAAAAGACACUGCACAACCAGGAGAACAUCCUUCCGACAGCUCAGCUGUUGGUUGUCUUCGGGGUGCUGGCGCUAGUCCUCUGCGUCUGCUUCAUGGAUCAGAAUGGCAUUUCCGUGGCUCUUCCUACCAUUGCCAAGGAUCUAAAUGCACAAGAAACAAUCUCAUGGGCAGGGACGUCUUCCUUGAUCGCCAAUACCGUCUUCUCCGUCCUCUACGGAAGACUGUCCGACAUCUUUGGCCGGAAGGUUAUCUUCUUGUCAGCAUGUGCCCUUCUUGCGCUCGGUGAUCUACUAUGUGGCCUCGCCCAGGACCCGGCGAUGCUGUACGUCUUUCGCGCAGUGGCCGGGUUGGCUGGAGGCGGAAUCACCAAUCUCACCAUGAUCAUCGUCUCCGAUGUCGUGACCUUGAAGGACCGUGGCAAGUUUCAGGGUAUCUUGGGAGCCUGUGUGGGAUUGGGCAACGUGGCUGGACCAUUCGUUGCGGCUGCAUUCAUUGAGAACACGACCUGGCGUGCCUUCUUCUAUCUUCUUGCUCCCUUGGUGGCAUUGUGCGGCGUAGCAGCAAUGUUUCUCUUGCCGUCAACCGCUCCGGCCGCGGGCUUCCUAGAAAGCGCACGGAAAAUCGACCACUGGGGCACGUUGACCUCUGCCGUCGCCGUGAUCUUUCUCCUUGUUCCCAUAUCUGGGGGAGGAGCGUAUUUCCCCUGGGCUUCGCCUAUGGUAAUCGCCAUGCUUGCAAUUGGGAGCUCUGCUUUGGUGUUGUUCGUGGGGGUUGAAUGGAAGGUGGCAAGUCUGCCAAUGAUGCCGGUUCAAAUUUUCGGCGAUCGAGUCGUCGCUACACUUCUGGCGCAAAGUUUCUUGCUGGGCUGGGUGUAUCAGUCAUACCUGUAUUACCUCCCCAUGUACUAUCAGAAUGUCCGAGGCUAUAGCGCUGUGACUUCCGCGGCACUCACCAUCCCCAUCAUGGCCACGCAAGCGGUUGCGUCCAUUGUCUCGGGCCAAUAUAUGUCCCGGAGAGGCCGUUACGGCGAGGUUCUCUGGGUCGGAUUUGGCGCGUGGACUCUGGGCUCCGGCUUGACCAUCUUGUUCAACCGUACCACCAGCCCUGCGGCGUGUGCAGUCAUUCUCUGCGUGGUGGGAUUCGGAGUCGGCAAUGUUUUUCAGCCCACCCUUGUCGCCCUACAAGCACAUUCCCCCAAGGCCCGACGGGCUGUCAUCGUAUCUAAUCGCAACUUCUUCCGCUGUUGCGGAGGUGCCUGCGGCCUGGCCGUCGCGGCGGCCGUGCUUCAAGCCAGUUUGAGAGCCAGCCUGCCCGCGCGGUUCCAGUAUCUGGCCGAGUCCACGUAUGCUAGACCGAAUCUUGGUUCCGCAGACAUGGCCGUUGUCCUAGACGCUUACAUGAAAGCAAUGCGAAACGUCUUCAUCAUCCAGGUGCCCUUGAUCGGCCUCUGUCUACUCGGCUGUCUUCUGAUCACGGACCAAGGUUUGGAGCGACCGGAUGAAAGGCCAGUUCAGGCGGUCCAGGAAGACGGCAUCGAGGCGAAGGCCGCAGCUUCGGACAUCCACGAUGGUCGGUCUGUCAACCCCAGGGUGGAAAUUUUCGAGCAAUCCGAAGGUGGUUGA